Oryza sativa Japonica Group (Japanese rice) is the source of this 1063-nucleotide messenger RNA. RefSeq names its product psbP domain-containing protein 2, chloroplastic. Lineage: Eukaryota; Viridiplantae; Streptophyta; Magnoliopsida; Poales; Poaceae. Gene Ontology annotation, molecular function: calcium ion binding. Gene Ontology annotation, cellular component: extrinsic component of membrane; photosystem II; photosystem II oxygen evolving complex. The record is from RefSeq and is a predicted model, not a curated record. Gene Ontology annotation, biological process: photosynthesis.
UAAAUACAAGGUGAAAAGCGCUAUGGGCCCAGCCCAUUGACAAACCGGCUGUUGCCCACGUGUGCCAGUGUCUACGUGUCACAUACGGCGAUAACGCGCGGAGGCGCAGCCGCCGCCGGUGGCGACGAGCACCGUACAGCAACCAACAAACCGAUGCCGCUCGUCGUCGGCUGCCCCCGCCGCGGCCCGCCGCCGAGGCCCGCCGGCCGCGCCCAGCGCCCGCCUCCACCGCACUCCGUCGCGCCCAAGCGCGCCUCCUCCUCCUCCUCCUCCACCACUCCUCCGCUGCUAACCACCAGAAGGGCGGCAUCCGCCGCCUCGCUGCUCCUCGCCGCCCUCCCCCCGUUCCCCGCCUCGUCGCCGCAACUCCCCGUGGCAUCCGCGAAGGAAGACGAUGAAGCAGAAGCGAGAGAGGGCGAGGGAGAGCUGGAACUGGAACUGGAACUGGAACUGGAGCGGUACACUGACCGGGACGAGGGCUUCACCCUGCUCAAGCCCGUCUCGUGGCCCAAGGUGGAGAAGGCCGGGGCGACGGCGCUCUUUCAGCAGGAGGGGAAAGGGAGUAACAAUAUUGGUAUCGUUGUUAAUCCCGUCCGCCUAUCGACGCUGACAGAGUUUGGCACACCGCAAUUUGUCGCUGAAAGGCUGAUUCAGGCUGAGAAGAAAAAGGAAAGCACCAAAUCUGCAGAGGUUAUUUCUGCUGAAGAGAGAUCAGGCCAUGAUGGCCUGACAGUGUAUGAAAUCGAAUACUUACUGGAUAGUACAAGGGGAGGGAUGAAGAGGAUAUUUUCGGCUGCAUUUGUUGCUUCUAGGAAGCUCUAUCUGUUAAAUAUAGCCCACUCGGAUAGCCAGGAGAAGCCCUUGGACAGCCAGACUAGAAAUGUUCUUGAACAAGUUCUCCAUUCUUUUGAUUCUGUAUAGUUGCUUUCUUUUAACAGGAGAGGCAUUCCUUUCUCUUGUCUGUUCCCAUAACAUUGUUCUUUUGCAACCAUUAAUCGAAAUGCCUGUAUCUUUGUGUUAAUAUGGUAUUUUUAGAAAUACAUUAUAACCUGUUUCCCAAAUA